Messenger RNA from Rotaria sp. Silwood2, 399 nucleotides. Lineage: Eukaryota; Metazoa; Rotifera; Eurotatoria; Philodinida; Philodinidae. The record is from the annotation of a GenBank genome assembly.
AUGGAUACAACCAUGGAUACACCAAGACAAAAAUGUGGCAUAUGCAAUCAACGUGAUGUAUCAAAUGAAAUGUCACUUUUUUGUGAAAUAUGUGUUGCGACAACAGUGAAUGAAAAAUUAUCAACAAUGAGUAUGAAGGAAAAUGAUGCUCUAUUAAAGUAUCUUGAAAAAGAUGCUGGAUCUGAACAAUGUGAUGAUUGUAACCAGAUAAUUCGGAUUCAUGAAUACUGUUUAGAAAAUAAUAACGAAAAAUUAUAUUGUAUUGAUUGUGGAAUAAACAAAAAACAGUUCGACAACAUCAUUAUUAAAAAUGAAAAUAUUAAAGAAGCAGAGAAACGAAGUAUUAAAAGAAUUCAAAAUAUUAUUAAAAAAAUACGUACAACAACAAAUAGAAACUAA